GGUGGAGAACAGUUCUUGAUAUAUGACUCGCUUGGUUCCGACUACUUGCUGCAUUCGCUGCGUUUCAAAUCUGUGGCCAGAUGUUGCCCUGCUUCCCUCUCAGCCAGCUGACGGUCUCUCCCCAAGGAUAUUGUUGCAUACUUAUCAGGUGUGCAUGGUGAAGCAGAAACUGCAGCCGCCUUGUAGGGAAAGAUUGGUGACGAGGCUGAAUUAGGCUGACUAGUAGCAAUAGAAGGAGCAGCGAUCUUUCACUGUGCAGGCUUGGUAUUGACUCUGUGACGUUGGAGUGCUUGCAAAUUUCUUCAAAUCAGAGCCCUCCAACCCUCCUUCUCCCACCUUCCCUGCACCCACCCCCACCUGUCAACGUCCCCACCACCCCGGCUCAUCAACACGACUUUUUGGUGGAUGUAAUGUCACUCGGCUGAUUGGGAAAAUGACCGGGAAUAAAAGGGCUUUCCUGCUGCUGUCGCUGACUCUGCUUCUGCUGAACCUUUGCCAAAACUGCAAAUCCAUCAGCAUUCCUCGUCAGUACAAUCUGCAAAAGAAAUUGCCAAAACCUCCAAAAGUCACCGAGCAGACUCCAGAGAACUACACAGUCUUCCCAACUGAUGACAUUGUGCUCAAAUGUGAAGCAACAGGUGAUCCUACACUCGUGUAUCGUUGGACAAAAGACGGGACAUUUUUCGAUCCUUCGCUGGAUCCCCGCGUGACAAUGAAUAAGACCUCGGGCACCAUGGUGAUCGCCACCUCCAACAACGGCGUUUCCUUCAGGGGCUACCAGGGGACGUACCGUUGCUACGUCAGCAACAACGGUGGCACCGCAAUCUCCUCCAACAUCAACCUCAAAACAGAGAGUACUCCUAAGUGGCCCAAGGAGAGGGUUCAGCAGUUAAGGAAAGAAGAGGGAGAGUCCUUGGUGUUGCAAUGCAACCCCCCCACCAGUAUGGCCUCCUCCAUGAUCAUCUGGAUGACGAGCAAACUGUUCAACAUAAAGCUGAGCGAACGGGUGUCACAGGGACUGGAUGGGAAUCUGUACUUCUCCAACCUGCUGGUGAACGACAGCCUGGAAGACUACACCUGCUAUGCUCAGAUCCCAGGAACCCGCACCAUCAUCCAGAAGGAGCCCAUUGCACUUGAAGUGACUACGUCAAACUCCGUGAAGUACCGUAAGCCACGGCUAUUGCAUCCCAAGGGUCACAGCAGCUUCAGGCUGGCUCUCCGAGGGCGCCCUCUCUACCUGGAGUGCUUCGCAGAGGGACUCCCGACUCCCACCGUGCACUGGGAGCGACUGGACGGGAACCUGCCAAGUGGCCGCAUCAGCUACGAGAACUUCAACAAGACUCUGAAGAUCCACAAUGUGGUGGAGGAUGAUGACGGAUAUUACCGGUGUGCUGUGAGGAACCGGCAGGGCCAGGUCAAGCACACCUACAGUGUGUCUGUGGAGGCUGCUCCCUACUGGGUGAAGGAGCCACAGGACGGUGUUUACGGCCCAGGGGAAAAUGUGCUGCUCGACUGCGACGUGGACGCAAAGCCGAAGGCUGAGAUCCGCUGGAGCGUGAACGGAGUGCCUCUGAACGAACGGACGCCCGACCCGCAGAGGAAGGUAUCAGGCAGCCGUGUCAUCCUGAUGGCAGUCAAGAAAGAGGACUCUGCCGUCUACCAGUGCGAGGCCGAGAACAAGCACGGCACACUGCUGGCCAACAUCAUCGUGCAGGUCGUCGUGAGUGGUUUUAUCCGGUGCUGCCUCCCGGCCAGCCUGAGCAAUGUGUGUCCCCUCUGUGUGUUCCAGAACUGCCGCUCAGAUCCUCACCCCCUCCAACCACGAUACCAUUUAGUGGAGAAGCAGACUGCGUACAUUCACUGCAAGGCCUUCGGGGCUCCCACCCCCAAAAUCCAGUGGAACAAGGAAGAAAUGCAGGCUGUUUUGCAGGAUGUUCGCUACUUCCUGUACACCAAUGGGACACUGAGAAUCCAAGACGUGCAGAAGGCGGACGAAGGCAUCUAUACCUGUAACGCCUCAAACAGAAUCGGCGAGGACAGCCUGCUGGCCACUCUGUUUGUUAAAAAUGCGAGCCAGAUCGUCGAGCCUCCGAGAGAACAGCACAUUCAGCGGCUGCACGCGGUGACCUUCCGGUGUCUGGUGGAGGUGGACCCUUCGCUGUAUCCUCCCGAGCUGCAGUGGAAGAAGGAUGGGGAGCCCAUUGACGAGGCUGCCGACGACGAGAGCAAGUAUCACAUCCGAGAAGGCCUCCUGAAGGUCAAAAACGUCAGCUACGAAGACGAGGGGAUUUACACGUGUGUGGCCCAGACCAGCCUGGACUCAGUGACGGCGAGUGCGCAGCUCAUUGUGGUCGAUCGCCCGGACCCACCCUUUGACCUGCAGAUGGAAAACUUCAAAGCCAGGGAGGUGCUGCUGUCCUGGAGCCCGGGAAAUGAUCACAACAGUCCCAUUGAGGAAUUCAUCGUCGAGUUUGAGGAGAACAACUUUGAACCGGGCACGUGGCACAAGCUGAGGCAAGUGGACGGCGACCAGCUGGCAGCAGUGCUGGAGCUCUCUCCUCACGUCAAUUACAGCUUCAGGGUCAUUUCCGCCAACCGCUUUGGGAGGAGUGACCCCAGCGAGGCCACAGACCGCUACAUGACCCCGUCGGCAGCCCCAGACAAGAAUCCAGAGGGAGUGAAAGGAGAGGGAUCUCUUCCCAGUAACAUGAUCAUCUCGUGGCAGGUUCUGAAGGGGCUGGACCAGAACGCUCCUGGCCUUCAGUACAUUGUGAAGUGGCGACGGCUGGGCGUGGAGGACGAGUGGAAGGAGCUCGUGGUGGACAGCCCUCCCUACGUGGUCAACUCCACCCCCACCUUUGUGCCCUACCAGAUACAAGUGCAAGCCUUCAACCAGGAAGGGGCGGCUCCAGAGCCCAACACUGUCAUCGGCUACUCGGGCGAAGACUAUCCCCUGGAGAGCCCUGAGUCGGUGUCCGUGGAGAACAUAAGCUCAUCAUCUGUCAGAGUAAAGUGGACUCGAGUCACUGCAGAGUCGCUUCGUGGGCACCUUAAGGGGUAUAAGAUCAGCUACUGGAAACAUCACAGUGCGGAGCAUCACCACCAGACCGUCCAUGGGGACCACAACCACGCUUUCCUCGAGGACCUCAAGCCAUAUACCAAGUACAACCUUGUGGUGAAGGUGUUCAACAGCAAGGGAGAGUCACCUGACGCCAAACCUCCCUACCAGUUCACCACCCUCGAGGGAGUUCCCAGUAAGCCAACGUGGUUGCGCCUGAAAUUACUGAAGGACACUGAGGUUGUCGUUUCAUGGAGCCCGCCCCAGCAUCCCAAUGGGAUCCUCACUGGAUAUGUGUUGCAAUAUGAGCAGAUUAACGGGAUGGUGAGCAGCCCCCUGAGAGAGCAGAUCAUACCGUCCCCCACCACCACCAAUGUGACUGUGCACGACCUCCAGCCGAACGCCUUCUACAAGUUCCACGUUAUGGGACAAACCUCGGUGGGCAGGGGCAUGACUGCCGAAGGGGGUAUUUUCACCAGCCAGAAGGGAGGGCCCAGAGUGCUGAAUAACAUCAGCUACGCCGUGGGUCACACACACACCAACAUCAGUUGGAUCGGGGUGGAGGGACACCGGGUCACAGAGCUCCAAGUUCAGUACAUGAGCAAAGAUGGUGAGGGUGGUUGGAAGGUCUCAAAACCAGUGAACUCCACUCAGAACUUCUUCAUGCUGGACGGUCUGCAGCCAGGGACGUCCUAUCGCAUAAAGCUGUGGCAGCUCGGGCAGUUCGAGAACCUCACUGUUUGGGACAAGGAGGUGGAGACCAUCAGGCCAAUAGUCAAGGCCAACAAUGGGAUCGCCACCCAGGGCUGGUUCAUCGGCCUGAUCAGUGCCGUCGUCCUUCUCAUGCUCAUCCUGCUCAUCGUCUGCUUCAUCAAGAGAAACAAAGGAGGCAAGUACUCAGUGAAGGAUAAGGAGGAUGCCCACGUCGACUCGGAGGCCAGGCCCAUGAAGGACGAGACCUUCGGUGAAUAUAGUGACAACGACCAGGAAGAGAAGCCCUUCGACGGGAGCCAGCCCUCGCUGGACGAGCAGAUCAAGCCUCUGGGCAGCGACGACAGUCUGGUGAACUACGGGGAGAGCGUGGACGUGCAGUUCAACGAGGACGGCUCCUUCAUCGGGCAGUACAGUGGCAAGAAGGAGGACAAGGAAGCAGCCGGGAGCUCAGGAGGAGGCUCCCCGCUCAACGUUGACAUGUUGGAUUAGGAGAUC
Pristis pectinata (smalltooth sawfish) is the source of this 4267-nucleotide messenger RNA. Its product is annotated as neural cell adhesion molecule L1-like. Gene Ontology annotation, biological process: cell-cell adhesion. Lineage: Eukaryota; Metazoa; Chordata; Chondrichthyes; Rhinopristiformes; Pristidae. Gene Ontology annotation, molecular function: protein binding. The record is from RefSeq and is a predicted model, not a curated record.